This is a messenger RNA of Ciona intestinalis (vase tunicate), 5461 nucleotides long. Lineage: Eukaryota; Metazoa; Chordata; Ascidiacea; Phlebobranchia; Cionidae. The record is from RefSeq and is a predicted model, not a curated record.
UGUUAAUUUACGUUAACGCCUAUUUGCUAUUUAGAGUUUUUUUGGUAACAAUUUGUAAAUAUUCGUCUUUUAAAACCUUAUGGAGGACGAUAUACUUAAUUUCCUAAAAGAAAAUGAAUCCGGAUUGCCGCAAGCAGCACAAACUGCCGUCUCAAAGUUGACUCCCAACUGCGAUGAAUUCAAGUUUUAUAAAUAUGUCUACACUGUUCUGCAUCAUAUUACUGUGAAUUUAGAAAAUGAAAAAGAUGAUCAAAAGUUCUUUACAUUAUAUGAUGUUUGUGUGAAAUGUCUCGAAUAUGUUGUUGAUAAUUGGAAUGAUGAACAAGACAUACCAAACUGUGGAAUCGAAAAACUCUCCUACCAGCUUAUAAAGCAAGCAGAUUCAAAAUUCACAUCACAAGCUGUAGACAUUCUUCUCAACAAACUUGAACAAAUUCUCACAAUUUUGCUUCAGCUUGUACAAAGUAAACCCACUAAUAAUAAUGAGGUGUUAAAAUACAUCUACAACAAAGUUAGAAGCUUGGAGGUAAAAUUAUCAACAUGUAAUUGCCAUGAAGUGGAAUGUACAGCGGUAAAAUUUGCCCGUUGCAAACUGUUUGCUCUCGUUCUUUAUUCUGCUGCUGGCAAUGGAAUAACUACACCUAUGCUGGUCCAGUAUCUGAUAAACCUAGCUGUUGCUGGCCGAGUUGAAAAAACUAAAUGCAGAUGCCAUUUGUUCAACAUUUCCAAGGUUUUGUUAUUGGCGCUGGACUACACAGCGUGCUUACCAGCGAAAACUGUCGUUAAACCACUAGUUAAUAUGAUAUCUAUGUUCGCGGCGCUGCAAGGCAUGAACAGUGGUGAAAAUAAGAAAUGUACAAAACAUGAAAAAGUCGAUUUAAGCCAAGUUUUGGAAGAUUUUUAUAAAACUGCUCAAGAGAUUGGAAAGUGCCGGUUUGAAUUAAAAGAAGAUGAAACAGAACAGCUUAGUAAGUUGUUGAGCAAGGUUUUAAACGAGAUUUUAAAGUUUAUUGAAAAGAAGAAAACUGAUUCUACAAUGAAAGUAUGUACCUACAACCUACACACAAAUUUAUUUAAUAAAUGGUCUACAAUUUUGCCGCUUGCCCUGAAACUUGCUGUCUGUGAUGUCUUUUAUGUUAAUGAGAUUCCGGACCCCAAUGUAGUGAUGACGUCAUUAUUUUUAUUUUAUCACCGGAUUCACUCAUCAUCACGGUACCGUGAAGAGAUGAUACCCCUCGUGAGUGAAUUAGUUAGACAAGCAUGUGAAACACUCACAGGGCUGGAGACAUCGAAACUUGAAUAUUGCUUACAAUGUAUUAUGAGCAUAUGCAUCACUGCAUUCAACUCCAAAGUUCAAAGUCACAUUUUAUUAUGCAUUCCAUUGAAUAAAUUGCAUUACCAGAUAUGCAUGAAACGUACACAAGUUAUACAAGUCAAAACAAUUUUAAUAAACAGAUGUACUUUGUUUAAAAUGCUGCAACGCGUUGGGAAAAACAAGAGAGCCAUGAAUGAGAUGGCCCUGUUUGUCUCGGGAAAUCCCCUAGAUGAGGAAUCAGCGUCAGAAAUAAUGGAACAAUGGGUGCGCUGUAAGAUGGCGUUAUUUGCCGAUAAAAAAGGCAAUGAGAUUUCUAUUGAGUCGUCUACCAUCGACGAUUAUAUACCCAACAACGACACAAAUUUAAGAAUUAAGUUACUCAGAAACGAGUUACAUCACACAAAGGGAUUAAGACAAAAUCCACCAACGUUUCAAUACCAUGUUCUAAACAAGAUAAUUGACGUUUGUGAUGUCACAAGCAAUGAUUGUUGGCUUGAAAAAUCUAUGCUCUGUGUACUUUUACAUGCAUGGCCGGGCAAAUUUGAAAAUGCAAGAGAAAUAUUAAAUCUUGCAUUGGAUUGUGCAUCAAGCUCAAACUGGGAAGCAAAAGUGAUCGGUAACUUUAUAACUUACUUAUCCACGUGGGAAAAUUCACUCGCUAAAGUUUGGAUAGACAAAGAAAAAUUUGUGUCCGGUUGCGAAAAUUCCAACCAAGCAAUUGACUGGUUUCCUUCUGUAUAUCCGUCCUCACAUAGAUAUCUUAUAUCGAUUAUUGAAGCUUGUGAAAAUAGGAAAGGCGAUGAUGUCACAAUGGAUUUAAUUGAUGAUGUCAUAAUAGCGAUUCGAUGCAGUGUAUCCAUGCUUCAAAUAUCGGGAGAGACCAUUCUGUCUCUUAAACUGCUAUACCACCUUGACCGCAUUCUACACUGUAUAUCUGACAAGGACGCAACGUUUAAUACACAAUACACUUCUCACUGGGUGGCAGUAAAGAGCCAGAUUUCGGAAAUUUUGAGCAAAAUUGGUAUGAUUGAGGAAUCAAUGCGUUUUGCUAAAGAAGCAGAAAAAUUAGUGAACGAUUUUGCGAAGUAUAUUGAAACUGAAGGAACUGAAAAGUCGCGAAAACUUUUUAAUCAAAUUAACAUUGAGUCCAAGUCGGCUAUGGUACAAGCAUUGGUCUGUAAUGAUGAGUCGGCAGAAGCUCGCAAUUUGCUUUGUGGCAUCACAAAGGAUGAGUUCAUUGAUGCAGAACACCGUCGGACAUCCCAUACUUCAUCACUAGUUGGGGCUAAAGUUGACACCCUUAUCGCUGACCUAGGCUCGUCAGGAUGGUCACUAGAGGCGCACCACGCCCUCGUACAAGCUACCACUGCGCUGGAGAUAGUUUACUUAAUGCUUAAACAGACUUGCCCUGGUGUUUGUAAUUUAAGAUUCUUUGAAGUGAAUCCUGCAUCUUCUGAUCCUCCGAGAUUCGGAUCAAAGUCCUCGGAUGUUGGGGUUGACAUCCUUCGACAGCUGCUUCUCCUAAACCUCCUCUUCCACUUGCUCCACCUAGUGGCUGAGUUGUGGUUACGAGCGGGGGAGUUACGAUCAUCCAUUUCUUACAUCACAGACGGCCUUAUGCUCUCAAGGACCUUGCUUUUACAUGAGCGUGAACUUCAGUUUCAAGUUCUUCUGACAAAACACGCUCGAAUGAAGCGCGAUGUUGCCAAACUUAACGAAGAACUUCAUAUUUCCAAUGAUGCGAUCCAGUAUCUGGCAUCACUGGAAACGAGCGCUCCGAGAAAAAGAGGACGACUCUUUUCCUCCAUCAAAGAAGAGGACACAGAAGCAGAUGCGGUGAACAAUAGCAGCAUCAUGGAGGACAUAGAGGUCUCGGAAGACGAAGAGGACAAUUUCGGGGUUAAAUCUGCUCCGAUCAACGUCGCGGCAGUUGUCAUAAAAAACAACGACCCAAUGGCAAGCCCAAAGUUUCAGCGGCGCCACAAAACCAAAACAACCCCAAUAAAAUCCCCCUUUACCCAUAAAGAUGGCUGUUCUUGUGGUUUUUGUUCAAAUCUUUUAGUUUUCAAUCAACAAGUGGAACUUCUGAUGUUGUCAGCUCAAUUUCUGGAGGAUAGCCAAAGAAAUCAGGAAGUUUUUACUUUUCUAGAAACUUCUUUACUUCCAGAACGAUGUGUUCAGUUAUCAGAUGCAUUAUACAAAAGCAUUGGUGCAAGAGCUCCUAAAGGCAAAUCAGGAAAUUUGCUUCCAAUUUUCCAAACCAAGCUCCUUCAGAUGCAAAACAUACAAAGUGAAACCUAUUUUAAUUUAAAUGACAUGAAAUCUGCACUUAAAGAUUGCCAAGUUACAUCAAUGCAACAAAACACAAAUACUAUUUACACAGGAAAUACAAUUGCAAAGACAAAUUUAUUGCGUGGUCUCGCGUUAUUUCCUUCUGUCCAAAAACCUCACGUCAAAACUUCAUUAUUUUUAAACAACGUCAUCGAUGCUCUUGGAAGAAAAGAAGAGAAAGAAGAAAAUAUCCUCUCGGAGAUCCAGAAUCUCUGUCUGAGAGACAAAUCCCCAAAACCAAAUCGGGGUCAAAUCGUGACCCAAAAGGUCGUGACCCCCAUUAAAGCCGCUAAAUCAAUACGUGCCAUCUCGCAGCUAGAGUUCGUGACCCCAGCAAGAACCAUAAAGCAGCCCCGCCCAGCAACAAGCGUGAAAAAAACCCCCCGGGUAAAAAUACCAAAGACCCCAGCUACAAAAUCCAUUCGAAAACCUCAGUCCACUAAAAAAAUUACAAAAUCGAAAACUGGUUUCGAUAUUUUUGAGGAAGACGUCCCGACCGUGUCGUUAAGUGUAAAGAAAGAACCAAAUAAGAAAUCUAAAAUGCCAGUUCCUGACCUACCACCAACUCAUGACGUGAAACCAAAAUCUUCACGAAGAGUCGUGUUCGAAUCAUCUAGUGAUGAAAGUUUUCAUAUCAUGGACACAAUAACUGAACAGGCCCCUCCAUCACGAGUUCAGCCCCGUCGUCGAGCUAAAUCACGAAACAUCAUGACCUCACGCCGUGAAGCAAGGAUGAAAUAUCGUGAGGAGGAAGGAGAGGUUUAUACCGAUGAAGAUCCAGAGGAUGAAAGACCUACAAGAAGAACAAAGACGACCAAGAUAAGAAUUCAUGAUGAAUCACAAGAUGAAAGACUUGAUGACGUCGAACUAAUAAGGGAAAGAACCGUUGGGGAAACCCCUGUCCAACCAUUACGACAACCUAUCUAUGACAUCACAAUGGCGAAUAAUGACAAUUGUUCUGAACAAGAAUCGGAAUAUUAUUUGAACGAGGCUUUUAAACUCGCGACAAAUACAGGGAAUUUUGAAAUUGCCAAAACUUCUUCUAAAAUUUUGGCCUGGCAUCAUUAUCGUAACGGGGACCACUGGGGGGCAGCAGCGAGUCAUCUUUUAUCGAUCGGCGUCACUUUUCGUUCGAUAGCCUGCAGUGUUGCGCACGCCAGAGUGAGAAUGAUGGAUCGAGCAAAGAAAAAAAGAUCUGGAAACACUGAAGCAGAACCAACUGAAACAAAAGUCCGAGAAGCUUUGGUGGAUAUGGCUGAGUGCACACACCCCAGUCAUGUGAUUUCGUGCUCGAACGAGCCGGAAAACUACAUCAAACGAAUCUCGGAAAAGCUGCCUACUGAUUGGUCGAUUUGUGCAAUCUCAUUGGUGGAGAAAAACAAACAUUUUGAACUUUUGAUGACCAGGAUCAGGAAAGGGGAAUCCCCACUUUAUAUACAAACUGAUGGUAAUGAGGCAAAAAAAACGAUUGACGUACAUAAUUUAUGGUCCGAGCAAAAUGUGAAUGGAAUGAAAACAACCGAUCGUGUUUUGUGGUGGACACAACGUCGCAAUUCACAAAAAAACUCUUCAAACAAUUAUAACUAAUAUGGAGAAAAAGGUUCUCUCCGUGUAUUGUGGUUUCCUGUUGGGCAAGUUGUUAGACCAAAGUCAACAAAACAAACUUAAUCAAUCUGUUGUUGUUGUCGUUGACGUCUUGAAAUCAAUCCGUCAACAUAAAUCAACAAUCAAUAGCCUACUCAUUGAGGUUUAUCUCUCUUGUUGGUGUUUAUUUACUGAGUGUGAAAAAGUCAGUGUUGCCUGCAGUUUUUUGGA